This is a messenger RNA of Rotaria sordida, 2343 nucleotides long. Lineage: Eukaryota; Metazoa; Rotifera; Eurotatoria; Philodinida; Philodinidae. The record is from the annotation of a GenBank genome assembly.
AUGUCAACAACUGCUGACACAAAGGUGCUUUCACGGUCAUUUGUAUUUCAUCGACUUGAAAAUCUUUUAUCGGAUGUUUCAAGUGUGAAUUCAUCUGAAAUACAAAUUCCAUUUACAAUCGAUCCGACAACAACGACAAACAAUGAGAUAAUUAAUUUUGAUACCUCAUUUGCACAUCUAUCCUAUCGACAAGAUUUAUCAAAUGUGGAACAUGUACAUUUUCGUUGUCGUCCAGCAUCAUCAUUUAAUUCAUCUAUUCAUACAAGUUUAUGUGAAGCUGUACUCGGUAUUUUUCCUGAUACAAGUUCUUCAACAUCAUCAUCAACAAUUCUACCACCAGUUCUUGUACGUGGAGUUGUUGAACGACGUCAUCGUCGUAUUAAAGUUGGCGAUUGGCUUUUAGCAAUAAAUGAAACACCUAUAAAUUGGAUCAAUAUUAAUGAUAUAUUACCAAAAUAUCACUCAUCUCGUAAACUUCGUCUUACAAUUCGUCAUCCAGAUAAUUAUAAUUCAACAUUUUCUUCAUCUUUACAAUCACCAAUUAUGUUACCAUCAAUAGAAGAAAAAAAACUCUCUAUACCAGAACAAAUUGAUUGUAUACAUGCAAUACUUUAUUAUGAAAAAAGAGUAAAUCAAGGUUUCAAAUUAUUAUAUCAACAACCAGCACAAAAAGAUAUAUUUUUUGCUGCUGGUGGUGUUUUUCCAACAUUAACACAACUUAUGUACGACAUGAAUGAACAUGAUAGUUUACUUCGAAGUAUAUCAAUCAAAUUAGCUGAACAAAUUAUUCCUGUAUGUGUAACAAGUGAUGAUAAUAUUCAUUAUUUAAUUAUUAUAUAUCCACCUAUUAAAAAUUUACAUAUGUGUUUACUUGAACAACAUACUCGACAUAUGAUGCGUUUAAUAACUUUUUUAUUUGGUUCAAUAUAUCGUGGAUUAUUCUACUAUCAAGAAUCGAUUGAAUAUUUUUUUGAUAUAUUUUUUUAUCGUCUUCAUUGUUUAUCAUCAUCAUCAUCAUCAAUAAAUUCUUCGCCAAUAUUAAAAAAUGUUCGUCUACUUGAUGAAUUUUUACCUGCACAAUUUAAUGAUUAUGGUACAUGUCCAAAAUUAAAUUUAAAUGAUCAACAAUUAUUAUAUAAUAUUAAUUAUUUAUUAAAUCAAUUAGAAUGUCAAAAUUUUAAUCAAUGUUCAAAUGAAAAUGAUUUUAUUAUAAAUCGUUAUCGACGAAUAUUUUUUUUAAAUGGUUCAAUUUUAUUUCAUCGUAUUCAUCUUUUAAUAAGUCAUUUAUCAAAUGAAACAACAAUUGAUAUUUAUCGUUUUCUUAUUCAUUAUGGACAUUUAAAUAUGUCACAAUUUUAUUAUGAUACAUGGCAUUUAUUAUUAUUUAAAGAAAUUUUUCUAUCAGAUUAUGAAUCUAAACAACGUUCAUUUUUAAUUGUUUGUAGUCAAGGUGAAUUAACUUUAGCUGUUCUUAUUCAAACUGAAUAUGAAAAAAAUGAUUUUAAUAUACCACCUGAUCAUGAAUUAAUUCAACAGAUAAAAUUAACUUUAAAUGAUAUAUAUUCAAUUCUUCCAAAAACAAUAACAAAUUCAUUACCAUGGAUUGUAUCAUCACCAGUAGCAUUUGUUAAAAAACAAUUAAAACGUACAAUUUCAUUACCAUUAAUAGGAGGAUUCAGUCAAUCAAAUAAAUCGAAUACAUAUGAAUCAAAUAUUGCUGAUACAAUAUCAUUAACAUCCUCUCAUUAUCCUGAUCAAUCACAAACUGAUCUUCGAAUAACACAAUUAGUAAGUCAACCUGAAUCUCAAGAUGAAUUAUAUAAAAGUAGUCGUCAAUCAUUUAUGUCAUCAACUUUAUCACUGGAUGAACAACAAAAUAAAAAUCUUCAUUCAAAUUUAUCAACAUAUCGAUUACAUCCAGGUAAUUAUUCAACAAUAUUUUAUUAUCUUGAUUUUCAAUCAAUUCGUGGUUUACUUAUUGCACCUUAUUUUACACUUGAUAAAUUAACACAAACAACAUUAAUUGAUCGUCUUUUAUUUGAAACUAUUCAACAAACAUGUAUUUAUAUACGACGAAAACAUUUUUCUAAACAACCUAAAUUAAAUGUAAAAAAUUUAUUUAGUACAAAAAUUCGUCCCAAAUAUUAUGAAAUUGGUUGUCAAUUUUCUUUACAAACAGAUCCAGAUAAUAAGAAAAAAAAAGAUGCAAAUUUAUUUAAUUUUUGGAUUGUAGCAAAAAAAUGUGUACAACCUAUUGAACAUGAAUUUUUUGUUUGUUAUCAUGAUUCAACAGCACAAAAUAUACCGGAAUUGGCAUUUACUAUUGGAAUGUCAUCAAUAUAA